CGGUUUGUUUACUGAUGUUCAUCGCCAGACAAGAUUGAUAGGUCAAAGCAGGAAGAAGGAAAAAGUGAAUAAGAACAACACUAGCAAUGGAGGUAAAGCUGUGAAAGUGAAUUGGUUUUAUGGCAGGUGGGCAUGCUCUUCCUUCGCUUCUUCCUUCAGUGCUCAUUCAUUUUUAUAUGAGCAUUAAAGAAAAAGCGAAGGAGGUUCUUUUACCUCUGAAUGCAUAUUUAUGCACUUCUCUCUCCUUCUUCGAUUUUUGCACCUUUUCCUCCAUCUCCCUCCCAAGAAUUCUCCUUUUGGCAUGACAAUUUCGCUGCUGCCUCCGCACAACCCAUUCACCGGCCUUAAUCCCACCCAUGGCCUGAAAUAUCCUUAGCGUCAUGGACCUGCAGAGUGGUAGUGGUGGUGGUGGUGGCUGUUCCGCCGAGGCGCAUGGGAUCCGCAGACAGGACAUCCAGGAGGCGAUUCUCAAAGCAGCAGAGCUGAGGGCUCUCCAUGCAGCUCUGCUUCGAAGGGGCUCCGGCGGCAGCCCCGCUGUGGCCAUGUUGGCUCCUGGCGGUUCCCCUUUAGUACCCCAUGGGGCCGCCAAGUUGUCAGUGCAGGAAGACUAUCCUGUCUUCGCGCCGAGUUACGAAGAGGAUUCCCUCGCCGGAUACAACUGUCUUCGUCCGGAGAAUAGGAGCUUAUCGCAAACAUGGAAUGCCAUCAAUGGCUUGGAAGGAGAAGGAAAAAGUAAUGAAGCAGUUUCCUUUGAUAAUGAAAGCGCGAAUAAUGAACCACAGAUUCCCUCUAUAGUUGAGCGACUAUCAAACAGAGCCUCAAGCAUCAACCGCAUGCUCCAGCUUCAAAUUGUUCCAGAAUCCAACAGUGUAAAGUCCUUGAGUGAAAGAACAAGUUCAGGUGAGUGUAGAUUUACUACAAUGCAUAACACAAGCAGGCAGGAAGCUGUUUCAUUGGAGAUGAAUAUGGAACGAAGGAACCUCAAGAACACAAAAGGAACAGUGGCAUCAAGCAAACCAGAACAAUCUGUCAAAAUGCAACUUAAACACAGAGGUCCAGUUCUUUCCUGGUUAUUCCCAAAAUCAAGAAAGAAAACUAAGCCAGACGAUAUGUCCCAACUUCCCAAAGUCCUUGAAAUGUCACCAAAAACAGUGGAAUCAGAGAAUAUGUCCCAACUUCUGAAAGAAUGGGGAGCUCUUUCACUUGAAUCACUCAAGAAGGAGCUCCUGGAGGCCAAUGAAAAUAAGGAUGCUGCACUGACAGAAGUUUCAGAGAUGAGAUUCGCAUUGGGUGAGCUUCAACAGAAGCUGGUCAACUUAGAAGCAUACUGUGAAGAGCUGAAGAAGGCCUUAAAGCAGGCUACGCAUGCAAAGAGCUCCUCCCAGGUUCAGGACAAGCCCAACUUGUCGAAGAGAAUGAAGUCCAUUGGUGGCAAAAAAGAGAAUACGAUGCCUGUUAGUGAAGAGGUAAUGGUGGAGGGGUUCUUGCAGAUCGUAUCAGAAGCAAGGCUUUCUGUGAAGCAGUUUUGCAAGACACUCGUUCAGCAGAUUGAAGAAAGGGAAGACGAUUUGUCAGACAAAAUAAAUUUGCUUCUGCAACCGUAUCAGAUGAUGUUGAAUAGCAAGUAUUCCAAAGGAGUAAUUUAUCACUUGGAAGCACUUAUGAAUCAAUGUCUGUAUCAGGAUUUCGAGAACUGUGUGUUCCGUGAGGAUGGAUCUCCAAGAUUUCUUGAUCCUGAACGAGAGUGCCGGGAGAACUUCUCAUCUUUUGUUUCCCUUCGGAAUUUGAGCUGGAAUGAGGUUUUGCAAAAGGGGACCAAGUUUUAUAGUGAAGACUUCAGCAAGUUCUGCGAUCAAAAAAUGAGCUGCCUUGUUACGUUGCUGAAUUGGUCGAGUCCAUGGCCUGAAGAGCUUCUCCAGUGUUUCUUCGUCGCUGCCAAAUGCAUUUGGAUGCUCCAUUUGCUAGCAUUUUCCUUCAGCCCACCUCUGAGUAUCCUGAGAGUCGAUGAAAAUUUCAACUUCGAUCCCAUCUACAUGGAAGAUAUUCCCUUAGAGAGACACAGAGCACAAAACCCUGCUCGGGUAAAGAUCAUGGCAAUGCCAGGUUUUUAUGUUCAAGAUAGGGUGCUCAAGUGCAGGGUUCUUUGCAGGCAUGGUUCUUUACCAUAGUUAUUUAUGUUGUAGAUUUGUUUCUUUUAGCCGCGAUCUAAUGUGAUCGACAACCAUGUUCCAUUGUAGCAUUUCGUGUUUUUCUUUUGUCAGACAAUUUCUAAGCUCCACAUCGACCAAUCGUGGAAAAAAAUAGCAUAUGAA
Messenger RNA from Zingiber officinale, 2312 nucleotides. Its product is annotated as IRK-interacting protein-like. Bases 381 to 2168 code for a protein of 595 amino acids. The transcript is spliced from 2 exons. The record is from RefSeq and is a predicted model, not a curated record. Lineage: Eukaryota; Viridiplantae; Streptophyta; Magnoliopsida; Zingiberales; Zingiberaceae.